UUUUCUGUUAAGGAUUCUGGAAAUCAAUUAAAUUCUAUAUUUAGACGUUCUCAAAUUUUGGUCCAGCCAAUAUAAAUAUGUGUGGUCAUUGGGAAGUCAUAGACAUCAAUUAGGUCGUUGCGAAGACAUACCACGGCUAGGUGAACAUGAAAUUCGUUAUCUGCUUGACAAUUUUGGCUUGCCUUGGUGCCUCGACCCUGGCCUGCAAUCCCCAUGAAAAUAACAAGCCCACUUGCAGUGCCAGUAAUGUGAAUGAACCCAUUCGCAACUUCUGGGAUCCCACCGGCUAUUGGAUAUGUGAAUCUGCCGACGGCAAUGCUGAAAUGGUCCACUGUCCGGAAGCCCAGUUGUUUGACUCGGAACAGGGCGAUUGUGUCUGGUGGGAUGAAUGGGAAUGGGUCGAUCCAUGCCCCGAAGAUUAAAUUUAUGUGGAGAAGUUUUUAAAACUUUAAAUAAAUGUUAUAAAAAAAAUU
Molecule: messenger RNA, 473 nt
Organism: Musca domestica (house fly)
Lineage: Eukaryota; Metazoa; Arthropoda; Insecta; Diptera; Muscidae
Exons: 2
Coding region: 147-422 (91 amino acids)
Cellular component (GO): extracellular region
Molecular function (GO): chitin binding
Source: RefSeq, a predicted model, not a curated record